AUGGAGUAUAAAGAAACUAUAAAUAACAAGAAUGACAUAUUCACUCAAGUAAGUGACAUAGAUUUGGAUUUUUUGCCAGACGUAUCCAUAACUCCCGAAAUAGACCAAAAUGAUUUUUCAGUAUCCUCAAUAAUACUAUUUGACGCAAAAGAUAGUGAAAAUGAUGAUACAAUCACCAUCAUAAAGCUGCAGCAAGAAAUCGCUGACUUAAAAUUUGAGCUGGAGGAGCAAGAAAAAAUGUUCCAAUUGCAGAACCUCCAAAUUAACUUUUUAAAAAAUGAAGUGAAAAAAAAUGAAAGGGAGGAAUCUGCACAUAAUAAAAUCCUAGAGGAUAAUGAAGCUAUACAAAUGCUUGUGAAAUUGAUUACAAUGACACCGAAGCUCAGUUCUGAAGGGGAAGAAAUUAUUUCAAAGAUAUUGAAAAUUAUCAAUAUUUCUGACUUUGAUUUAAUUAAAAUAUUAAAAUUCAGAAAGACAAAGCAUCAAAGAUCGAAAACCAGUUUAUUUUGCAGAUUCGCUUAG
Blepharisma stoltei is the source of this 522-nucleotide messenger RNA. Lineage: Eukaryota; Ciliophora; Heterotrichea; Heterotrichida; Blepharismidae. The record is from the annotation of a GenBank genome assembly.